CAUAGUUAUCGAUAUAUCGAUAGCAGCAAAAGGGAAAAUUGCGUAUAUACGUAAGGAUUUGUUGAAUUCAUAAAUAAUUGCAAUAGGCUUGAUAAUCACCACAGCGACACCAUGGCCGACGAAAGCAUUACCCGAAUGAACCUCUCAGCCAUCAAAAAGAUAGAUCCCUACGCCAAGGAGAUCGUGGACUCGUCCUCGCACGUAGCAUUCUACACCUUUAACUCGGCCCAGAACGAAUGGGAGAAGACCGACGUCGAGGGAGCGUUCUUCAUAUACCACCGCAACGCGGAACCGUUCCACAGCAUCUUCAUCAAUAACCGACUGAACACCACGUCGUUUGUGGAGCCAAUCACCGGCAGCCUGGAGUUGCAGAGUCAGCCGCCGUUCCUGCUUUAUCGCAACGAACGCUCGCGCAUCCGUGGCUUCUGGUUCUACAACAGUGAGGAGUGUGACCGCAUCAACAGAUUGGUGAACAGUCUUCUGAAGAACAAGGAUUCGAACGGCCAAGCUCCACGGCCCGCUCCCUCCACGACGGCUAGUUCCAAGCAGGACAACGCCAGCAUAUUCAACAUGCUGAGCAAAGCCCAGAAGGAGUACAACGCACAAAUAAGCAGUAGCGGUAGUCUGCCGAAAACACCACCGGAGAACGUGACGCCUGGCAAUGUUUUAAAGUUCUUCGAGUCGGCAAAACAGGCAACAGCCGAUGCCCUGUUUCACCGCGUCCAGCCGCUGUCCGUGGAUCAGUUGGAGAAGCAGCAGCGCGCCGCAACGCCUGGCGAGGACCUUAUUCCAUCAGCGGCCGAGAAUCGAUUGUCGCCCUUCCAGAAGGCCCAGUCGCUGAAUUCCCAGUCCCUGUCGCUACUGAGCGAGCUGAAGAUCGGCAGUGCUCCGACAUCCUCGGUGUUGAAUGAAGACGCCGGCAAGUGCCUUCGACGCCUGCUGGCGGGCGAUAAACCGGAAAUAAAGCCGGCGUUGAUGCCACCCACAAUGUUUGACGCGCCCAACGGCAACCCGGAGUUUACGCAGCAGCCCAAGCAGACGGUGCAGCCCCUGAACUCCACGCAGUUCGUCCAGGCCUUCACACAUCUCAUCCAGAACGACAAGGAAUUCGUUAACAAGCUGCACAAAGCCUAUCUAAACGGCUGUUCCAAUCUGCUAUUGGAUUCGAGCCCCACAUAUCAAUAAACCGAAAAACACAGAUUCCCGAAUUUCA
Messenger RNA from Drosophila ananassae, 1213 nucleotides. RefSeq names its product mRNA-decapping enzyme 1B (gene DCP1). Gene Ontology annotation, biological process: deadenylation-independent decapping of nuclear-transcribed mRNA; deadenylation-dependent decapping of nuclear-transcribed mRNA; positive regulation of catalytic activity. Gene Ontology annotation, molecular function: mRNA binding; enzyme activator activity. The transcript has a single exon. Lineage: Eukaryota; Metazoa; Arthropoda; Insecta; Diptera; Drosophilidae. Gene Ontology annotation, cellular component: P-body. The coding region runs from base 112 to 1185 and encodes 357 amino acids. The record is from RefSeq and is a predicted model, not a curated record.